Messenger RNA from Nomascus leucogenys (northern white-cheeked gibbon), 1661 nucleotides. RefSeq names its product death associated protein 3 (gene DAP3). Gene Ontology annotation, biological process: apoptotic process. Gene Ontology annotation, cellular component: mitochondrial small ribosomal subunit; mitochondrial ribosome. Gene Ontology annotation, molecular function: structural constituent of ribosome. The record is from RefSeq and is a predicted model, not a curated record. Lineage: Eukaryota; Metazoa; Chordata; Mammalia; Primates; Hylobatidae.
UGACCCGACGCUUUUUCGCAGUCGCAGGACGGGCGCUUUGGAGCAGGCCCCAGGCAGUGUGUGUCGGUCGCCUCGUCUGGAGAACUAGUCCUCGACUCACGGUGAGGGAAUGGACCGGCACGGGGGUUGUAUCGCUGAGGGAAAGGAGCGAGACUCCGGACCUCCAGGAGUGCAAGGAUGAUGCUGAAAGGAAUAACAAGGCUUAUCUCUAGGAUCCAUAAGUUGGACCCUGGGCGUUUUUUACACAUGGGGACCCAGGCUCGCCAAAGCAUUGCUGCUCACCUAGAUAACCAGGUUCCAGUUGAGAGUCCAAGAGCCAUUUCCCGCACCAAUGAGAAUGACCCGGCCAAGCAUGGGGAUCAGCAUGAAGGUCAGCACUACAACAUCUCCCCCCAGGAUUUGAAGACUUUAUUUCCCCAUGGCCUUCCUCCUCGCUUUGUGAUGCAGGUGAAGACAUUCAGUGAAGCUUGCCUGAUGGUAAGGAAACCAGCCCUAGAACUUCUACAUUACCUGAAAAACACCAAUUUUGCUUAUCCAGCUGUACGAUAUCUUCUGUAUGGAGAGAAGGGAACAGGAAAAACCCUCAGUCUUUGCCAUGUUAUUCAUUUCUGUGCAAAACAGCACUGGCUGAUACUACAUAUUCCAGAUGCUCAUCUUUGGGUGAAAAAUUGUCGGGAUCUUCUGCAGUCCAGCUACAACAAACAGCGCUUUGAUCAACCUUUAGAGGCUUCAACCUGGCUGAAGAAUUUCAAAACUACAAAUGAGCACUUCCUGAACCAGAUAAAAGUUCAAGAGAAGUAUGUCUGGAAUAAGAGAGAAAGCACUGAGAAAGGGAGUCCUCUGGGAGAAGUGGUUGAACAGGGCAUAACACGGGUGAGGAACGCCACAGAUGCAGUUGGAAUUGUGCUGAAAGAGCUAAAGAGGCAAAGUUCUUUGGGUAUUUUUCACCUCCUAGUGGCCGUGGAUGGAAUCAAUGCUCUUUGGGGAAGAACCACUCUGAAAAGAGAAGAUAAAAGCCCGAUUGCCCCAGAGGAAUUAGCGCUUGUUCACAACUUGAGGAAAAUGAUGAAAAAUGAUUGGCAUGGAGGCGCCAUUGUGUCGACUUUGAGCCAGACUGGGUCUCUCUUCAAGCCCCGGAAAGCCUAUCUGCCCCAGGAGUUGCUGGGAAAGGAAGGAUUUGAUGCCCUGGAUCCCUUUAUUCCCAUCCUGGUUUCCAACUAUAACCCAAAGGAAUUUGAAAGUUGUAUUCAGUAUUAUUUGGAAAACAAUUGGCUUCAACAUGAGAAAGCUCCUACAGAAGAAGGGAAAAAAGAGCUGCUGUUCCUAAGUAACGCGAACCCCUCGCUGCUGGAGCGGCAUUGUGCCUACCUCUAAGCCACGAUCACAGCAUAUGAGGAAGACAGUGGACAUCUGCUUUAGGCUGGACCCAGUAAGAUGAGGAAGUGGGGCAGUACACAGGAAGAGGAGCCAGGCCCUUGUACCUAUGGGAUUGGACAGGACUGCAGUUGGCUCUGGACCUGCAUUAAAAUGGGUUUCACUGUGAAUGUGUGACAAUAAGAUAUUCCAUUGUUCCUGAAACUUUAUAUCAGUUUAUUAGAUGUGGUUUUUCACAUUUAAGAUAAUUAUGGCUCUUUUCCUAAAAAAUAAAAUAUCUUUCUAAA